AAAAAAAGGACCGCUCUGAUGGCGCCGCACGAGACAGCGACCCGGGCCGUCGAAGCCAGCGCCCGCGUCCACGAGCUCCUCCAGCGGCUGCACGCCGCGUCCGAGUCGCAGGAAAGGUCCCUCUCCCAGACCCUCUUCUACAUCAAGGUGUUCGUGUCCUACUGCCUCUGGGGCUCGGCCUGGUCGGCCGCGGCCGACGACCACAUGCGGGACAAGUACGUCUCGCUCGAGCAGGACAAGUGCCAGUUCAUGUACCUGCUCGCCCGGGCCAUGGGCGCGCGCAACAUCGUCGAGGCGGGCACCAGCUUCGGCGUGUCGACCAUUUACCUGGCCCUCGCCGUGGGACAAAACGUUGCCGACGCGCGCGCUGCCGCUGCCGUGGAGGCGGACCAGGGGAAGAAGGCGGCGGCGCUGGUGGGGGGCGGCAAGGUCAUCGCGACGGAGCAGGAGCCGACAAAGGCGGCCAAGGCGCGCGAGCAUUGGAAGCAGGCGGGCGACGAGGUGGAACCCUGGAUCGAGCUCCGCGAGGGUGAUGUGCGCGAGACGUUGAAGGUGGCCGAGGGGAUGCCGGAGGAGAUUGACAUGCUGCUGCUCGACAUCUGGACGCCCAUGGCGCUGCUCGUGCUGGAGAUUGUCAAGCCGCGGCUGCGCAAGGGGGCGGUGAUACUCGCGGACAACACGGUCAUGGCGAAGGCGCUGCUCAAGGACUUGUUGGCAUACAUCCGCGACCCGGCAAACGGGUUCAAGACAAUCACGGUGCCGUAUUCGGGUGGGCUGGAGAUGAUUGUGUACAUGCCGUCGACUUGACGCCGACAAUGAUUCCAGUCAUUGAUGAGCCACGAGCGACUUUGGUGUUAGUUUAGCUCUUGACCUGUUAUGCAUUGCGGUCGAGUGAAAGCCGUUCAAGUGCGACAAAUGCGACAGAGUUUUCAGCAGGGGGAUUAUUUGAUUUGAGUCGCCGGCGAUCAUAUGCUGAACCCAAUACGGGGGACCGUUUUCACAAAGUGCAGCACGUUGAGGUCUGCAUUUCUGCCCGGAAAGGCGAUUCGGAAAAAGCAUCUCAAGUUGCACAAAAAGGCGAACUCUUACACAAGUUUGGAUAUUGUCACGGGUCCUACAAGAGUCUCAGCCCAACAGCCCUAUUUUGUACAGAAAGUGGACUUUAGACACUUGAAGAAAAGAGGAGGUACAAGGACGACAUUUACGGCAAGCGCUGAGAUUUGGUUCUACAUGUGGGCGCACGCUAGCCACGGGCCGAAUAACUAUGACCUGAAGUACUUUAUGUUUAGGAAGUAAAGCAAUGGCUACCUAGAAAACGGCAGCUGCCAGAAAGUCAUCGGAGCCACAGAGAUGACGGCCACAAGAGUCUGGUGACUAUAGCUACAAGAGUG
This is a messenger RNA of Purpureocillium takamizusanense, 1391 nucleotides long. RefSeq lists its product as uncharacterized. Bases 19 to 807 code for a protein of 262 amino acids. The transcript is spliced from 2 exons. Lineage: Eukaryota; Fungi; Ascomycota; Sordariomycetes; Hypocreales; Ophiocordycipitaceae. The record is from RefSeq and is a predicted model, not a curated record. Gene Ontology annotation, molecular function: O-methyltransferase activity.